This is a messenger RNA of Phymastichus coffea, 776 nucleotides long. RefSeq names its product cytochrome c oxidase subunit 5B, mitochondrial-like. The record is from RefSeq and is a predicted model, not a curated record. The transcript is spliced from 3 exons. Gene Ontology annotation, biological process: mitochondrial electron transport, cytochrome c to oxygen. Lineage: Eukaryota; Metazoa; Arthropoda; Insecta; Hymenoptera; Eulophidae. Bases 134 to 505 code for a protein of 123 amino acids. Gene Ontology annotation, cellular component: mitochondrial envelope.
UCUAUGUUGUAAUCGGUGGUCAAAAGCUACUGCUGCUGCGUGGAUAGCAAGAGAAAAACUCGGCAAUAAAGUGACUUGCGACCCUUGCCCUGAGGACGAGUAAAACGAUAAGUGCUGAUAGUUGGCCGUAACAAUGGCUUCUCUGUGCAGACGUGCGAUUUUCCAAAUCGCUAGGCGUCCCUUGCAUAUAACCGCUGUACGAGCGGAAGAAAAGAUGGCUGAGCCGCUCGAUCAUGCGACUGGUCUCGAGAAAGAGGAGCUCUUAGCUCAAAUUGCUGGCAAUGAUGACCCGUUUGACACUAAAGUUAUGAAACGUGGACCAGGCACCAAAGAAUGCCCAAAUCUAGUAGGUAGCUACUUCAAAAGUCGACUUGUUGGUUGUAUUUGCGAGGAAGAUCAGACUCACAUUAAUUGGAUGUGGCUACACCAAGGCAAACCUAGACGCUGUGAGUGUGGUCAUUGGUUCAAACUGGUUGAGAGAACUGCAACCCCAGCCCAAUCUUAAUCACCUCUUGAAAUAAGCUAGUCGAUUGUUUGAACUUUCUACCUUGGAGUUACUGCGUUACAUUAGAUAACAAUCAAGCUAUAGGGUGGAACUUAUUUGCAUCAAACAUCAAUCUACGAAAUUUUUUUUUUCUGAGGAAAUAAGAAUUCAUUAAGAAAAAUGUAAAUUACUUGUAAUAAAAAGAAUACAUAAUGUUGAAAGUAAAUAAGUCAAGCUGUCCUCCCUAAAGUUAAUUUUUAUUGCUCUGCAAAUAAAAAAUCGUUGAAAAUAA